UCACUAGUUUUCGAAUUUCUAAUUUGACAUUAACAAAGAAUAUUUUUAUAAAUUUUUCAGGAAUCAAAAAUAAACUAUAAAUAAAAUCAGCCAAACUAUGGCGCAACCCAACCAUCAAAAGCUUGCGAAACGCAUGUUUAAAAGCGKUAACGACGCGGAAUGCUCGACAGCUGAUGAAAAAAGCGAUCUGAAGACGUUUAAGAAYGCACGGAAUAAAGCUAACACCGCUAAGAUGUAUGCAAGACACGAGUACUCGAAAGAACCUGGUCUGGAGAACUACGCAUUCCGCAAGGAGUUAACAGUUAAACCGAGCGACUACGACCGUAGCUCGCUAAUAUCUGGUUCAACCGAUUCACUAAGUUAUUCCUACAAUCGCAUUUCAACGCGCUUGCGGGGAGGCGUCAACAACCCGGCCGAACGGCGUGUGACGAAUAUUGUWACUGCACCCAGCGAAUGUAAAUCCAAAGCACUGGGUUUGAAUCACUUUACACCAGACACAAAAGUCAAUGUUCUCGAAAUGAAGUUGAAUCUUUCUACCGAAGUAGAGAAUAGUCCUGCUCAAAAGUAUGCUUAUUGCAAAUAUUUUGAAGAGAUUAAGGAGAAAAAGGUCAAAACUCGAGGAACGCAAUCAUUAUAUCGUGAAUCGUCCGCUCAAACUUUGCCCUAUCUUCCUGAAGUUUCGAAUAACGAGCAUGAUUUAGAGCAAAUAGAGCUUUUCAAAUUACCCACCAUUUUGCCUGGUGAUGGCCCUCCCGGUUUAUAUCAAGUCGAAGUACUUGAACGAGCGCGUAAGCGUUGGGCUUUCGCGCGAGCACUGAAAGAAAAUCUGAGACGUCAAAUUGAGGAAGUAAAGCAACAAGCCAAACUGUCGGGCGAUAGUGUUGURUUACAGGCUUUCGAAUGGGAACAUUGGAUAGAGCGCGAAGAGUAUAUACAAGAAUGCCAGAUGUUACGACUCGAAAUACUCAUUGGCAUGUUCAAUAAACGAGAAGAGAAAAUGCAUGCCACCUCAAAAAAACGCAUUGAGUGCAGCUAUGAAGAAAUACUCGCACGCCGUGAUGCUUCGUUGCACAAGAAUCAGGUGGAAUAUGAAAGAGGGAUUCGACAACUGGAGAUCAAACGACGCCGUGUACCAAAGUGUUGGCGCAAAGAGAAUAUUGUUAGCCAGCUCGGUAGUCCGAGCUCGGAGUUUUAUGGACCACAGUUGCGCUACGGCGUCAACCCGGCACGMAGACACUUUCUUGGUGGUCGUAAGGAAUUUGAAGCGCGUAUGGAUGAUUUAGAAAAGCGUGCGGUUAAAUUUACAAAGCUGAUAUGUCCGUUUGCAAAGCUUAAAGAAUGGGCUAAACCCAAGCAACGGCUUUUGGAAAUCGAGCAGAAUUUCUGCUCGGAUGAGAAUCUCCAGAAAAUGUAUGAAACCCUAACGAGUUUACGUAAAAAAGCUGUAAAGCAAAAGAUCAUACCAAAAUGUCUUAUCCAGAAGACCAAGCCGGUUUUAAUAAAUAAAGUUGUAUCCAAAUCAGAGUACAGUAUGGAAACCAAAGUCGAAGAAGACGUUGAAGUUCACGAGAACCCAGAAAAGAAAGCUAGCGAAGGUGAGCUUAAACGCAUUGAAGACCGGAAAUUCCGACAAUCUGUAGAAGAUAAAAAGCAACGAGCACAAUAUCUUUUGCAGGAACUUUAUAAUGAGGAAGUCGAAGGCAUGGUUCAAGAGUAUGAAGGUUGCACAAUAGGGUGGAUUAUGCGUUUCUUGUCAGAAGAAAUGAGUCGCUUGCAAGAGCAACGCCUACUACAUUAUAUCACAAUGUUAGCACAAAAGGAGCGUUGGCGRCGUGAAGCGGCCGAAGCUGGGCUGCGACAGAAAGAAAAUAAUAUGCGUAAAAUAUACGAAGAAGUCUACAAGGAAACCAUGGAUGUUUGUCUUAUUGGCCGCAAAUAUCUGAAUACGAUUUUAGAUACAGAUAUACCGAAUAUUGCCCAUCAUAAAGCAGAAGAUGAAGUAUUAGAUAUGGCACGAACCAUCGACAUAGACAUACAACGCUGGUUAGAUUCACUGCAUGACAUACAAAACCCACUAAAUUAUAAUUCGCUACGCUAUAAACUCAAGAAGAUAAUGUUUCCUGAUUUGAAUGAAAUCUUGAAGCAAAUAGAAAUUAAACAGAUGUUACAUAAUAUUAUCGAAGAAGUGCUUUUCGAUAAAGUUUUCACAGCUUUGGAACCUUACGAUAUAUGUACAUUCUUGGUGAGAGAACUGGUCGAUCGUCUCAUCGAUCUCGAUUUGUACUAYUUUAGUUCAGAAGAAACUUCAAAUUGUUCCUGUCUAGCUUGCGAAUGUGGAGAGAAUGAACGUGAAAUAAGAGCUCUCUUACGAAAAUUGAUACGAGGUGCUGUGCCUGGUCGGCGGUGGAAAACACCACUCGAACGCACAGUCAAAGAAUUGCUAGUUGAUUUGAUCAAAGACGUGGUUGAAGUCACCAAUACCAGAGGAUCAAUAUUCGAAAGUGAUAGCUGGACUCGGUUUUGUAAAUUACAGUUAUCUCCUUCGCAUAUGGAUUUGCGUCAUCCCUCCACCCACGCCCUAAAAGCUCCUUCAUCCACGACUUCUUCGUCAACUUCUAUUAACUUUUUAACUGAUGUGCAUGUACAUGCAGAACAUGAACGAUUUUGGGCGGAAAGUGAAUUUUCAUCUUUAGCUAAAAACAGGGAGGACAUAUCCACUGUCUUUCAGUAUAUGCCGGAAUCCUUUUACUAUGAUCCAGCGGAGACUGCCGACACGGAACCAGACACAUUACCAGCAAAAUUCUUAACUGAAAUCUACAAAGAACUUUUACAUUUCAUUGGACCUGAGGAUGAAAGCGAUGAUAUGGAGCAAGCUGAAGAUAGACAGAGUACCAGCAGAAGCAGCCAAAGUCGUAAAAGCAGUGCUGGUGGCUUGCGAAGUAUAAUGGAUGAAGUAUUUAGAAAAAUAUCAAUACUUGAAAACGAAAGUGAAGCUAUUGAGACUGUUGAACGUUCCAUAUCUUCAGAAGUAUCCAUGCGUGCACCUGUUAAAAUAGAGGAGGAUGAAAUCGCUGAUAUCUAUCAAAAAUCACUACCACUUGAGCUAAUCACUGAUCAAUCAAGUGAACGAUUUUCUUUCCAAUCUUCUGGUGAGAGUAUUGAAGAACCGUCAUUGCAUGAGUUCGAGUUCACCACGAGUAAAKCAGUAAAGGUCGCUUCAAAAACACCAUCAAUAGAUGAGUUGCCGGAAUUAGUAGYACAACCAGAGGAAGCAAUGAAAUCAGAAGAAGAAGCGCACUCAGAAAAGCAUUCCGGGCGAGGCAGUGAUAUAAGCAAGAAAUCCUCUCUACGUAGUCAACGUGAAAGUGGUAAUGUCCCGUCACGUGUACGGAUCAGUGAGAAGUCGGUAAUAGCUGAGUUUAAAAAAUCGCCCUCGCAAAUAAGUGUUGAAAAACCGGCAGGAACGCGUGAGUCUGCUCAUGUCCGUAUCAGUCAGCAAAUCUUUCAAGCCGAAGACAAGUCAGASGCUGACGAACAGCGCAGUUAAUCAAUUAUUACAUUCGUA
Molecule: messenger RNA, 3565 nt
Organism: Bactrocera latifrons
Lineage: Eukaryota; Metazoa; Arthropoda; Insecta; Diptera; Tephritidae
Exons: 5
Coding region: 98-3547 (1149 amino acids)
Source: RefSeq, a predicted model, not a curated record